Glarea lozoyensis ATCC 20868 is the source of this 1677-nucleotide messenger RNA. Its product is annotated as Heme-dependent peroxidase. Gene Ontology annotation, biological process: hydrogen peroxide catabolic process; cellular response to oxidative stress; response to reactive oxygen species. NCBI's taxonomy places the organism in Eukaryota, Fungi, Ascomycota, Leotiomycetes, Helotiales, Helotiaceae. Gene Ontology annotation, molecular function: heme binding; peroxidase activity. The record is from RefSeq and is a predicted model, not a curated record. Bases 1 to 1677 code for a protein of 558 amino acids. The transcript is spliced from 8 exons.
AUGCGAAUUAUGUUACAGUCUCUUCUAAAACCAUCUUUUCUUCUUUCGUUGAUCCCCCUUGUGCAUGCCCUGGAUCCGAAGACAGUCAUCGACGCAAAUGGCAUUUCACUUUUCGAUAAAAUCGAAGAAAUUGAGAGGCAGCUGCUGCAGCCAGCUACUCUCAACAGUCUCGUUCUACCAUGUAGUCUGAAUGCUCAGGCAGAUCCAAACGAGGGCCAGCAGACUUCAGCGGAAUGGGUACGAACUGUUUUCCAUGAUUGCAUUACAAAAGGUAUUGCUGGACCAGGAUUAGGUGGCCUCGAUGCGUCUAUUGGCUUCGAAUCCGAUAGACCCGAGAACAUUGGCGUUUUUGUGAAUGUUACAAUCGGUCAAUUCGAUCAAUUCAAUACAGUGUUCUUGUCAAUCUCGGAUCUUAUUGGAGUCGGACUUGCGGACUCCUUAGCUACCUGUGCCAACGAUCACCGCCGUCUGCCUCUACGUGUUGGUAGAGUCGAUGCUACCGGGCCAGGACCUGCUGGUGUUCCUGGCCCCGCGGACACCUUUGCGUUUGCGUUAGCUGCUUUCAAUCGCGCAGGAUUCAGUCAGUCUGAAAUGAUCCAAGCGAUCGCAUGCGGACAUUCAUUGGGGGGUGUUCACGGAAGUGAUUUUCCUGAUAUUGGUGGUCCAACAGGAAUCGAUCCCAACACUUCGGGCCGCAAGCCUUUUGACAGCAGCCCGGAUGUCUUCGAUAAUACAGGUGUCAACGAAUACAUUAGCGGCACCGGCUUGAAAGGAGGGCCACUUGUUGUUGGAUUGAAUUCUACUGAGAACUCGGAUCUCAGAAUAUUCAGUUCCGACGGAAAUGCUACAAUCAAAGCGAUGUUGACACCUCAGUCAUUUGAAGAUACUUGCUUCACAAUCUUUGCAAAGAUGAUGGCAACAGUGCCUGCUGCAGUUACACUUUCCGAUCCUUUCCAAGUCCGACCUUGGAUUAUGCGAGAGAGUCAUUUGGAUCUCACCUCAGCCGGUGCUGUACAAUUUAGUGGUAUUAUAUCUGCUCAUGGCGCAUCUACCCCUCCGAACACUGCAACCUAUGUUUAUGGGACUAAUGGAGGCGGCAAUACUGGACAAAAAACCAGUGGAGCUGGAGUAAUACUUCCUGGGUCUUCUCUUUCACCAAACCAGCCUCCAGAUGCAUCAGGUAUUGGCUACGGAGUUAUUAAAGAUUACAGCUUUAGCGACAUCAUCACCGGCCAGGGAGUUACAUCCCUCACCGUAACGAGCUCUGGAAGCACUUAUAGCGGAGCUAUCAACACAAACAUCUUCAUCCUUCCAUCUCAGAGUUUCCAGCAGCAGAAUUCAGGGACAGGAACCGGCCCGUGGAUGGUUCGUGUAGCCAUUUUGAGCUCUCUGACAACAGCAACGUCUGUUCCUGUAGCGACCGUAUGGCACCGAGCACCACAGGUCGGCUCUAAAGCGUCCAAGAUCGUCAUCAAAACCUCAAAUAUGGCAUUUGAGAAAACAUUGGGCAGUUACAAGAUCUACAAAGCAUCCUCGUUCUCGAGUGGAGCGAACCCACCCCUCAAUCAAGAAUCAGGCCAUUUCCGUAUCAAGCUGGGAAGUACACAGACUAGUGCAAUUGUUGCCACCACACUCUUCAAGACUACUUGUACACAAAAUGAUAUUUCGCUCUGUUAG